Seriola aureovittata is the source of this 1957-nucleotide messenger RNA. RefSeq names its product RWD domain containing 3 (gene rwdd3). Gene Ontology annotation, molecular function: protein binding. Gene Ontology annotation, biological process: positive regulation of protein sumoylation; positive regulation of hypoxia-inducible factor-1alpha signaling pathway. The record is from RefSeq and is a predicted model, not a curated record. Lineage: Eukaryota; Metazoa; Chordata; Actinopteri; Carangiformes; Carangidae. The transcript is spliced from 5 exons. The coding region runs from base 161 to 940 and encodes 259 amino acids.
AUGUUCUCGAUGUGCGAAAUUACCCGGACGACGGAGGUGUGGACAAGUGCCGCCGCCUGUAGUUAAUGCAGGCAUAAGUAAAUGUAUCAGCAAAGAUCCUCUGUGUUUAAUAACAUGUCGCAUGUGUAGGGUUGUUAAAGAGAAGAUGACGUCAUGAAUUAUGUCUGAAGCUGCUGUAGAGGAAGUUUCAGUUUUAUCGGCCAUUUACUGCGGAGAGGGAGAGUUCCGGCUCAUCCAGCAGUCUGCGCAGGAUGGGCUCCUGGUCCAAAUCAACACCACUGUUCCAGGGGAGAGAGGGCUGAACCUGAGUCUGUUGUUCCACCUGCACCCCCAGUACCCUUCCUGCCCCCCCGACAUCUCUGUCUCCUCCACUGCUUUCUCCAGGAACCAGUGUCACAGCAUCAGACAGAGGCUGCUGGAGCGAGCUGCAGCCUUACCACCAGAGCCAAUGGUCCAUCAGCUGGUAGACUGGUUACAGCAGCAGAGUGAGGAGGUGACAGAGGGCUGCAGAGGAGCUGAGGAAGAGGUGAAAGACAGAGGAAGAGAGGAGAGGUGGACCGCAGUGCUGUCGUUGGACCACAUCCGAUCUCGGAGUCGUUACAUCGGACUGCUGGAGCGCUGGAGCCAGCAGCUGCAGCUGCCUGGGAGGUUGUUACUGGGACAGAGUAUACUGGUUAUUCUGCAGGGAGCCAGAGCUGACAUCAAGGAGUUUUGCCGCCUGUUGAAGACAGUGAAGGUGGAUGUGGAUUCUUCAGGGAAGAAAUGCAAGGAGAGGAUGAUGAAGGUUCUCAUCGAAACCCCCUCGUAUUCCUCCUGCGGACAUGGGCUCCAGAGGUUUGUGGUGAAGGAGUACCAGUCCUCAGCAGAGCUUACUGCAGUCUUCCAGGAGCUCCACAUGACGGAGCUGUACCAGCAGAUACUGCCAUCAUUAAGUGACUGACAGCGCACCACAGUUACCAUGAUGACUCAACCUGAACGGAGAAGAGCCUCAACAAAUACAGACCCAGCGGGCACAGACAGGAAGACCACCAAAAUAAACAUAAAUCACCACAGAGCUACAACACAACAGACACAAAGUGACUCUGGUGUGUAACACAGAAAAAAACAUGGCUGUCAUUACUGCUGAUGUUUGACUCACUGAUGGACUGAGAGCGGAUCAUGUUAUUUGUGGUUAUUGUACAGGCAAGGAUUGUACCAGUAAAGCUCAUCUCAGCUGUUUCUGCUGAUGCACCUUUGCAAGUGACAGUUUACAUUCACAAGUCAAAGUUUGACAGAGCUUUUGGUGAUCAACACAGGUUUAUUCCCUGGAUGACAUUGUUGCUGGUUUAGUCUUGAGUUUUUAAUGUUCUGGAGACAAAGUUCAGAUUUGAAACUUACCAGGUUUUCAGUGGCUUUAAAAUACAUCUAGUAUAAUAAGUGCAGAUAAUGUAAUGUCUACAGCAUCAAGCUUAUUGACAGUUUGACAUCUUAAAUAAAUACAAAUGAAGAAUAUUCCAUUUUCCCAGUGAUACUGGUCAGCAUUUAAACAUGUAUUGUCGGCACCAAGCUACUUUUUCUUCUCCUCCUCCCUCUCCUCCCUCUUUUCCUCUCCUCCUCCUCCUCCUCCUCUUCCAAAAAGGAAGCAGGACUCAUCAUUCUGCUCUUGAUCAUUAGUAGUUCUUUUAGCAUCAGUUCCAGCUGCAGGAAGAGCAGAGGGGAGAAAUUUCUAUUUCAUUUAUUUACUUUUUUUUUUAACCUUUAUUCAUUUUCCAAAUGGUUCUAAACAAUUGCUGAUGUUGGUCACGGAGUUGACAGGUACAAUAAACCUCAGUCCAUGUCUUUUUAUCACAGGAGUCCAUCUGUAGAAAAGUCCAUUUGCAGCUGGGCUGUCAGACACUCCUCUGUGUGACUUGUUUUAGCCUUUGAGUUCACUGACUUAUGUUUUGUGACAAUACAAUACUUUCAUUCUCCUCUUUGA